This is a messenger RNA of Scheffersomyces amazonensis, 999 nucleotides long. Its product is annotated as U6 snRNA complex subunit. The coding region runs from base 42 to 551 and encodes 169 amino acids. Gene Ontology annotation, cellular component: P-body; spliceosomal tri-snRNP complex; U6 snRNP. The transcript has 2 exons. Gene Ontology annotation, biological process: nuclear-transcribed mRNA catabolic process; spliceosomal snRNP assembly; mRNA splicing, via spliceosome. The record is from RefSeq and is a predicted model, not a curated record. Gene Ontology annotation, molecular function: U6 snRNA binding. NCBI's taxonomy places the organism in Eukaryota, Fungi, Ascomycota, Pichiomycetes, Serinales, Debaryomycetaceae.
GUAAUUGGAUAAGAAAUAUAGUAAAGUUUCAACAACGUACAAUGUUACCGUUAUAUUUAUUGACAUCAGCCAAGAGUAAAGAGAUCUUGAUAGAAUUAAAGAAUGGAGAGAAUUUAACUGGUGAAUUAGUCAAUUGUGAUUCAUGGAUGAAUUUAACUUUAAAGAAUGUUAUACAAACAAGUCCAAAUGGUGAAGAAUUCUUAAAGAUUCCGGAAAUUUAUGUUAGAGGAAAUCAUAUCAAAUAUUUAAGAUUACCAGAAGAAAUUAUGGAUCAUGCCAAAGAACAAAAUAUCUUAAAUAUGGAACAAAGAAAUAGAAAUCAAAAGAGAAGAGGUGGAAAUCAAGGAGGAAAUUACAAUAAUUAUGGUAAUAAUAACAAUAAUAAUAGAGACAGAGAUAAUUCAGGUAGAUUUGGUGGUGGAAGAGAUAGAGGACACUUCAGAAAUGAUCAACAACAACAUAGAAAUGGUGGUGGACGUAAUCGUUAUAACAAUAAUAAUAAUAACAAUAAUAACAAUAAUAAUAACUCCCAAAAUCAAAAUCAAAAUUAAAAUCAAUAAACUUUCAAUUCCCUCAUCAUUGUUUUAUUUCACCCAUCACUUUUUAACGUCAAAGGUUUUAAUGAGUCUGUAUAAUUUAUUUGCAUAGUAUUUCACUUCAUUCUUUUCUUUUCUUUUCUUUUCUUUUUUGUAAAUAGGAACAUUUCAUAUAAGAAUCGCUAUUCCGUACAUUCAGCUAAACUAAGCUAAACUAGCCUAGACUAAUCUAAUCUAAGCUAAGCUAAUCAGUUACAGUAACUCUUUUGGGCUGAUAGUGCGAAUCCACAAAUUGCAAAAAAUGUCAUUUUGGGGCAAUUUGAUCUUACGCUACUAAUCUUCUCUCCAUAAACCUCAUUCACUGCUAACUUCAAUUAGCUUACGUCAUAGCUUAUUAGUUUAUCACAUUAAUUUCUAUAUCUAUCCCAUUGCUCCUAUAAUAAUAGUUUUCUUUAUUAGUAUU